AGAGAAAAAAAGACUCAAGCAGAAAAAUUGACGACCAUGCGAGAAGUACUGGAGGGAUUACUAUCGGUUACUUCAUCGAUCAUAGGUCAUACAUGCAUUGAUGACCACCUUUUUCAAAUGCAAGAAGACCUUGCAGAACUGGUCGUGGCUUGCGAGGUUCUUCGCAAUCUACAGAUCCUCUUUGCUCUCUAUGAUCGUCUGCGAAUGGAAGUAGCUGCAAUUCCUGGUCCUAUCAUUCUAGGUCUGAGGUUGCUGGAAGCUUUGACGGGACCAGGAGGUAAAAUGCUAUCAACUGCUCAUGAGACGCCAGUCAACAUCGUGGGUCGCCCCCUGCAGCCAACACCAGAAUUAAAGAGCAUUCAGGAGAAUCUAGGCUCGCAGAAGCUGGUUGAUGUUAAAAAGGCAUGCUCCAAUGGGAGUUCUGCAGGAAUUAGAGCUUCUGGAUCACCCGAUGACAAGACCGGAAAGUUUGAGGCGAAGGCAAGUAAUAAAAAUAGUAGACCUAAUUUGGGCGCAGUAGUCCAACUAGAAUUUCAUAUAGAUGGAAAGAAUCAGCAAACCAUGAGUAGUUCAAGGAAGCUCCUGCUUAAAGAAAUCGUGGAGACAGGAUUGGUAGGUCUGCCUUCGCUGUUGACAGAUAUACUUCUCCAGGCCAACCAGCGAGUUACAACAGAUCAGGUUGGAUCUAUUCUCCAAUCCAACUUCGGCGAGGUGGCCAUCAGUGUCUUGCGGGUGAUAAACAACGCUGCCAGGCUUAACCUUUUUCUCGUGCAAAAUGUACUGGCUUUUUCGGAUAUUCGGAUGGAGUUUUUUUUAUCUUAUCAAUUUCCUCCUAUCUCAUUGUACUUGCAAGUGGAAGAGCAGUUCAGAUCAGCAUCUACAUUUGCCAGCAUUUUGGAGCCUAUUUACUCCUAACGGGUUAGCUUGCAUACAGAUUGGUGCAUUGCUGAUGGAAACAUUACUACUCCUUGGUUGUGCGGCACUCCUGCAUCCAGGCAAUCAAGUUGUUCUCCGAUGGGGCAAAAGUCCUACAAUCCUUAAUCAGGUUAUUGUGAAAGUAGCUCUCUUUGAUUCUAUGUUUUUUCACAUGUUGUGGUCACUGUUACUUCGUCAAUACCCACUAUUCAACAUAUCUUCUCUCAUCCUGCACUCUGGGCAGAGACGGAAGUGCAUAGAUGUUACGUUACAAAAAUUUAGUUUAAAUAGGUAGGGCUGCCUGAUAUCACUUCGAAAAUGCUGUUGCGUCCUUGAAGGGUAACAGCUUCUUAUAAUGCCCUGGCUAGUAAGAUGUGCACAGAUCUGCGAUCUCCCGUUUGCGUUUUUCAGUGACCCAAAGCUGACACCAAUUUUGAUUGGGACACUAUUGUCCGUCUGCUUUGGCAAUGAGCGCAACCGCGAUAUUGUGGAGCAACAGUUAAGCUCGGAAAUGCUACUGGCCUUUCUGAAAAACUCAACCCUGGACCCAACCCCAGCCCCUCCCACAUCUAAUACGAAAUCCGAAGGGGAUGGUGAUUCAGUCGAACUGAAGCCAAAAUUUGUUAUGUUUGAUUCGGAAUCGUUUACCAUCACCGCACGUGAUGGGGGUCUUCUCAAGCACCCGUCUGAUACGUUUUUUCCGUCUCUGAAGAAACCAAUCCAAUUGUCAGCAAAAAGCUCAUUAAACUUGAACAUGACUCUGGUCUCUCCGGACGGCGGAUCACUGCCGAAGCACUUCAGAAGUGCAACUUCCACCUUCAGGAGCAUGAGCGAUCGGGUUGCCUCACCAAGCCAGCGACAACAUGUAACAAAGAGGGCAAAGGGUGUAAAUUCAUCCUAUCCAUCCCUAUCCACCAAACCCUCAAAUCUUACCGUGACACAGACUGUCCCUUCUGCAGUAACGUUUCGAACCCCAGAGACGAGGGUGGUGUCGUCUCCAUCCCCUGCAUUGCCGUCGCUGCAGAACAGGUUUCCAGUGGUCCUGUGGCCACAUGCAAAAGAGUUCUUCUCAACAAGCGCAUAGAUGGGAAGGACUUUGAAGAGCCUGUGAAGAGCGGCGGCGAGGAAAUCUCGAGAUGUGGGUCAAGUGCAAGGAUGCAGAUCUCGACUGCAGGUGGUGCUCGUCGUGCAGGUCUGUCUGCGACACCAUCCCCAACAUCCACAUUGUGCUUCACCAGAUAUAGGAACUUCGAUCCAGUACCCUCACGAAGGCUCCGCUGGUUUCUCGGCAAGCUUCGGAUGUGGUGCGAGAUGGCCAUGAGUAGCACGGUGAGCGCCACUCCCACACUUUGCGCGUUAGUGAAGAAACCAUUGCCAGGGAUUCCCUCAUUUUUACGUAGCACAAAAUGCCCAUUACCUUGGCAGGAGACAACUCAAGUGAUCUUUGUAGUCACUGAUAAACGAUUUCUUUCAAAAUAUACAGGAAUGGAUUUCACGUGGGAGACAAAGGAUAGUCAAAUAAUGAACAGAUAAAUAAGGGAUAUAUGCCUGUCCUUAGGUUGGUCGAAAUUUUAUUCUUACUAUUAUUUUGUCAAGUUCUCAGAAGAUGUUUUUGAAAUAAGGGAGCAUUAGGUGGAAGUUGAAGGAGAUGUCUUAAGUGUGGAAGAUGUCUCCAAAGUGUGAAAUUAAGUGAAUAUAGUUCUAGAGAUAGAAUUUGUGUAACAUUGUUGAAUUUGAGAGGAUUUUUUUUCUUUUUUUUUUUUUUUUUUUUUUAGCAUCAAGGAGAUUAACCUCUUGAGCUAUAGGUUUCCAUCAGGCAUGAAGGAGAUGUUUACUAUAAGGGAUCAAAUCCGUAACCAUUGCAUUUGCUUUGGGUACCUAAUGUUGUCAUCUGGUAGUUUGGGGUCAGCUCAAAUCUCGUUAGAGAGGCUUUUCAAGCUAAUACAUGGUUCUUAGUUAUAACCUAGA
Molecule: messenger RNA, 2883 nt
Organism: Physcomitrium patens
Lineage: Eukaryota; Viridiplantae; Streptophyta; Bryopsida; Funariales; Funariaceae
Source: RefSeq, a predicted model, not a curated record